Messenger RNA from Nylanderia fulva, 1403 nucleotides. Its product is annotated as odorant receptor 4-like. The record is from RefSeq and is a predicted model, not a curated record. Gene Ontology annotation, biological process: sensory perception of smell; detection of chemical stimulus involved in sensory perception of smell. Gene Ontology annotation, molecular function: olfactory receptor activity; odorant binding. NCBI's taxonomy places the organism in Eukaryota, Metazoa, Arthropoda, Insecta, Hymenoptera, Formicidae. Gene Ontology annotation, cellular component: plasma membrane.
UCCUCAACUUUUCCGUGAUUUAUAAAAGAGAAGAAAGAUCGUGGGUAAUAAUUGCUACCUAGAACUGAUCCCACUUCUCUUCCGCUUUCAUCAAAGACGCAAGCGCAUUGACAUUACGUUUCCCGUUCUAUGCCGAUGCGUUGAUCAGUUCUUUAGCAACGUUUAGAUCAAAUGGAUCAUCAAACAAAUAAUUUCCAUCGCAAUGACAUCAGACGUACCGUACAAGUGGCACGCUGUGUUUUAAACUUGAUUGGCAUAUGGCCACCGCGAAACGAUUCGUCGGCAUUCAAAACUAUCGGAAUAAAGAUGCUCAGAAUCCUGUGCCAGAUUUUACUGUAUUUCAUCUUUGUGCCGGGAAUGCUGAAAAUAUUUCUCAAGGAGACGAACACGCGUCGUCGUCUCAAAAUGAUCGGGCCUAUGUGCAACUGUCUGAUGACCUUGCUGAAGCAUGCAAUGCUAAUUUGUCAGAGCGACCGCAUCAAGGAGUGCAUCAGGCAUAUCGAAGAAGACUGGAGGAAGCUGACCUUAACGAAGGACCGCAAGAUCAUGACGGGCAAUUCCAGAAUAAGCCGCAACCUCGCGAUCUUCUGUGUAGCCUUCGUGUAUAGCAGCGGAUUUUCGUAUCGCGUUAUCAUGCCCUUGUCACGCGGGGUCAUUAUCACACCGCAAAACGUAACAAUAAGACCGACAAUGGGAUCCGAAGGUUAUUACGUGUUCGUAGAUCCGCAGAAAACACCUGCUUACGAAAUCAUCUCCACAAUUCAGUUUGUUUCCGGAUUCGUGCAAUACGCGGUAGUUAGUGGCACUUGCAGUCUGGCAGCUCUUCUGGUGCUGCAUGCCUGUGGUCAAUUGAAAAUUCUUAUCACCAGAAUGGAAGAUCUCACGCAGACCAAACACUUUAAUGACGACAACCGAAAAUUAGCGGCCGUUGUAAGACAACAUAUCAGAAUUAAGAGAUAUUUAAGCAAAGUAGAAGAAACUUUGCAAUACACCUGUCUGAUAGAAGUACUUGGAUGCACAUUAAUCUUGUGCCUUCUUGGAUAUUAUAUAAUAAUGGAGUGGGAAGAUAAAAAUACUGUGUCUAUGACGACAUACGCUAUACUUCUUUUAUCAUUCAGUUUUAAUAUUUUCAUAUUGUGCUUCAUCGGCGACCUUCUUACGGACCAAAGUAUAAAAAUGUAUAUUACUUCCUGCACUCUCGAGUGGUAUCGCAUCCCUCACAAAACUGCUCGCAGUCUCGUUUUGAUAAUCGCAGUGUCUAGUAAACCUGUUAAAAUCACCGCGGGAAAAUUUAUGGAUCUAUCUCUCAAUAGUUUUGGUGCCAUUAUGCGGACAUCAGUGGCAUAUCUAAAUGUAUUACGUACAACCAGCAUUUAAAUAGUAAAGUUAUUAAUUAAACAAAA